CUCAAAACCCUUGCAAAUGCAUGAUGAAAUGGUGAAUUCUGAUUGGAUGAGUGACACGCGGUUUCCUUCGUCAAUAAGAUUGAAACGGAAAAUCCCUAAUUCCCAAAUAUUGAUUUCCUGGAACCUUCCGCCCCUUGUUCCAUAUACAUAACCUCCCUCACAAAUCUUCUUCAAAAAACAACCCUUCUCCAUGUAAAUCUUUCUAUGGAAGAGCAAAUCGAUUGGGACAACCUCUUUGACUUUGAUGCCAGUUUCUCCGAUCCCUCCCCUAACCCUAUCCUUCCAAUUUCAUCACCAAAUCACGCCAACAGCCAGUCUCCUUUGUCUGUCGAUGAUAUCGAACAGUUGCUUUUAAACGAUGACGACGAAAUUCACAACGCUGAUGCGUUGAACUCGGUUCAGGAUGCGGUCGAUGUGUUCUUCCAUGAUAUUUUGCUUGAUUCGCCUUUAGACGUCGAAAAGUCCGGUGAAGUUGUCGAUAUUUCUGAUGGAGAUAAUUCGGUGGAGGAUCAGAACAACGAAGCUAUCGUUGAUCACAAAGAAGAAAAGGAGAAUUCCGAUGAUGAUCCCAAUGAUCCCCUCGACAAGAAGCGUAAAAGGCAACUGAGGAACAAAGAUGCAGCUCUAAGAUCUCGAGAGAGGAAAAAGAUGUACGUAAAAGAUUUAGAGAUGAAAAGUAGAUACUAUGAAGCGGAAUGCAAGAGAUUAAGUUCGAUGCUCCAAUGUUUCAUGGCAGAAAAUCAAGCACUACGUUUUUCAUUACAUAGUAGUAAGGCAUACAAUGCUUCCACAACCAAGCAGGAGUCUGCUGUGCUCUUAUUGGAAUCCCUGCUGUUGGGUUCCCUGCUUUGGUUGGUGUGCAUAGUUUGCCAGCUCGUUCUUCCCAGCCUGCACCUGCAAAAACCAGGGGCAGCUCAACUGGAAACCGUGGUAGAAGAAAAGCUACUACCAAAUCUGGUUGUAAGGAAGGAGGGAAGUAAAAUCUGUAGAGAGUCUCUUUCCCUUUUGGUGGGAAAAAGAUUCAAAUCUUCAAGGUCAAGGAUGAGAUCAAGCCUUUGUUCUCUAGAAUUUAUUUGUUGUUUGAUUGGGAUCAAGAGUUUUGUCCGGAAGGUUUGCAAAAUACACAGAUUGGGAUGGGCAAUGGGGCAUUGA
Messenger RNA from Lactuca virosa, 1152 nucleotides. The record is from the annotation of a GenBank genome assembly. Lineage: Eukaryota; Viridiplantae; Streptophyta; Magnoliopsida; Asterales; Asteraceae.